Messenger RNA from Aegilops tauschii subsp. strangulata, 2456 nucleotides. RefSeq lists its product as uncharacterized. Gene Ontology annotation, molecular function: protein binding. The record is from RefSeq and is a predicted model, not a curated record. NCBI's taxonomy places the organism in Eukaryota, Viridiplantae, Streptophyta, Magnoliopsida, Poales, Poaceae.
UAUCCCCCUGUUUUUAUUUAUUUUAUUUACAUUACAGGCUACAAAACUGUAUGAAUUUGGCGUUGGUCGAUGAUGAAAUUUCGAAUAUGAAUCACUUUCUUCUGUCAUAUUAGUCACCUCAUAGAAUCAUAUUAGUCUGGUUAUUACAUUAAACCCAAGCACAGUAUGAAACUUCUCUGCCAACUAUGAAAUCUAAUGCUGGAUUUUGGAUCGAGUUGGUUUUGUUUUCUCACUUUGUUUGUAUGAUGAACUAGGGUCAAUGUUUUUGGCCAUCGAACCAGAGCUUUAUUUAUGAGAAUCUCUAGAGAGGGGGCUAAAAUCGCAAGAGUGCGCCGGCGGCUGUGAGCUGCUGCUGACGCGUAAGGCCCCGAUCAGAUGGGAAUAGUGGAUCUGUGGGAUUUGGGAACCAACUUGCGACAAAUCAAAGGUUCCUGGGUUAGUUGAGAUCGGGGGUAGGAAGAGAGAAAGAGCAACUAAAUUCUUCUCUUCUUACUUCAUUUCCAAGCCAUGCACGGCAUAUAUCACGAGCUUCAGUUACAGCGGUACGAAGGACAAUGCCAUCCUGUCUCCCAAAUUUCAGUUACAGCAGCAGAAAGGGUCAUCUCAGCCAUUGCUCUUCACUCCAGAGGUACAACCUUGGUCCGCCAUGUCCGCCGCCUCAUAUACAGAUUCUCCCAGAUGACCUCCUUGUGGAGAUUCUCAUGCGCCUUCCGCCUGAGCCUAUCUAUCUUUUCCGUGCUUCUCAUGUCUGCAAGCACUGGCGCAGCCUCAUCCACGACGCCCGCUUCCUUUGCCGCUUCCACGAGUUCCACCGGGGGACUCCUCCCGUGCUCGGCUUCUUCAGCAACCAGCCAUCGUUUCCCUUCUUCGUUUCCAUCACCAACACCUUCGCGGGCUCCGCUGUUGGCAAGAUUGACCACGACUAUUUGUCGGUCUUGGACUGUCGCCACGGUCGUGCCCUCCUGAAAUGUAAGUGCUGCAAUGAGCUGCUCGUCUUGGACCUUGUGACCGGUGACACGAUCUGGCUGCCGUAUCCCACGCAGCUCCCCAAGCAGGCCACAUACAAUGGCGCGGUUCUCUGCGUUGCUGGCCACGACAACUGUCAUUCGUGCCCGGUCCUUGUGGUGCUAGUGUUCAGUAACAAGGUUGAUUUCAUCACCGCAGGCUGCGUGUACUCGUCCGAGACUGGCGUCUGGGGUGAGAUCACUUCGAUUCAUAUGCCUGAUUCAUUUGUCGUCCCAUUGCCGACGGUUCUGGUUGGAAACACACUGUACUGGCUGUUGGACAACGAUCACAUCAUUCAGUUUGAUUUGGAUAAGCAUAGAUUGGAUUUAAUUGAGGAGGUGCCACAUAGCUACUGUAAGCAGGUUAUCAUCAUGCCCGCGGAGGAUGGACUUGUUGGUUUUGCUGGGGUUGAUGGUUCGAGUCUCCAUUUGUGGUCAAGGGUAGGUAGCAUUGAUGGGGGGGUACCAUGGACACGUCGCAUCAUUGACUUCGAAGAGCUUCUUGGGCCGGAAACAUCGCUUUGUCAUCCGUUGCUUGUUGGCUAUGCGGAAGAUGCUGAUGUGAUCUUCAUUUGUGCGGAUACUAGCGUCUACAUGAUCCAUCUCAAGUCCAUGAUGAAGAUUGAGCGGUGGAAUGAACUUGAUAUUGUGUUUCCCAUUUUUCCUUACACAAGAUUCUACUCUCCAGUAAAAGCUCUUGGCGCCUACUGCCUGGCCGCAGAGCCAUCUUCUUUCUCGGCGGUGCCCUCCCUCGCCUACUCGGUGUCACGGAUGCCAGGCUCGCGCUCCACUUUGGCAGGGGAGAGACCACGUAGACGUCAUGCUCUCCAACCUGCAGGAGAACGCCGUCCAUGGUGAUGAACGUGAGGACGGCCUGCUCGAGAUUGUCCUGGUCGGUCUAUGCCCCAAAACCAUGGCGGAUCCACAAAAGCCAGACUAUGUUUUCUCAGCACACACCAUUGGUUUCAACCCAAGCCAGGGACUGCAUGGCUGACACUCAAGUCUGAAACUCUCUCUGUGUGUGUUUAUUCUGUUUCUACAGAUACAAACUCAUCGCGCCAACCUUGUAAGAUGUCCAAGCUUAUUUUUCGGCGCGACGGCGACGGCCUGCUGCUCCCACAAUGACGAAGCUGGCGUUUUGAGCAGUUUUCCAGGUUGCCCUUUGGAUGGUUCAGAGCAUGUGAAUAUAUGAAAUGAGUUAGUUCCCAGCGAUUUGGGAGGCAGGGAAAAGAAGAUGCUACUCGAGAUCUUGCGAUGAAGAAGAACAAGCUUGAGAGGAGAAUUAAGUAGAUUGAGGACGAACUUUAGACGCGGAAAAAUGUAAACUGUGUGGCUUUUAAUUCUAAUACACUAGGUAAUUGCCCGUGCGUUGCUACGGGAGCAACAAUUUCAUCACAACAAGAGUAUUAUGAAAUGGUGUUCUGAGGUCACCAGAACAUAUACCCGAUCUUA